GCCCGCUGCCACCAUGGGAUGGUUUUCGAGCAACAAACCUGCUGAGACUCCAGACCCGACGUCGAGGAAAGACCGUCAGCGCUGCUGGGAAACUAGAGAUGCCUACUUUGCAUGUCUUGACACCGCCAAGGUCGUAAAGCCUGGCGAUGAGGGCACGGCGUGCGCGGAAACCAAGAAGACGUACGAGCAGAAUUGCGCGAAGAGCUGGAUCGACUACUUUAACAAACGACGUGUACUCGCCGAGCAACAGCAGGGGGUGCUGACCCAAGCCAACACUCAGGCCCGGUCUGCACGAAGUAGAUGAUGCAUCCACCUCGAUCAAGCAAUACCACACAUUUACGACCGUACAAGACAACACGCGGGUACUGCUUCACGGUGCUCGUUGCCCCGGACCUCCACAUAUGCAUACUCCUCGUUACCAUCUGUCAAUGGCCCUCUAUAAUGUUCCACGUUAAUAC
Messenger RNA from Trametes versicolor FP-101664 SS1, 458 nucleotides. RefSeq lists its product as uncharacterized. The record is from RefSeq and is a predicted model, not a curated record. The transcript is spliced from 2 exons. NCBI's taxonomy places the organism in Eukaryota, Fungi, Basidiomycota, Agaricomycetes, Polyporales, Polyporaceae. The coding region runs from base 14 to 304 and encodes 96 amino acids. Gene Ontology annotation, cellular component: respiratory chain complex IV; mitochondrion.